GAGAUAGAAAAAGUAGAGGCUACCUUUCAAUGUGCGGUAGAAACCGCUAAUGACAUUCUUUCGGUAAUACGUUAUAGUCCAAAACCAAGAGAGUAUGUUGUGGAAUAUGAUAAGGGAGAAAAUAAAGACUUGUAUAAUAUGCUUAAAAGCUGUGUAUUACAUGCUAUUGAAUUUUUACGCGAUCAUCGGUAUGAUCCAAUGGAGAUUUAUACCGAAGAAUUUUAUGAGGAUAUUCAAAAAAUUCCCGACCCCAUACAGAAGCCUUUCGAAAUGAUGCAAGAUUUUUUGCACAUAUUAGAAACUCUUGGACCGUGGUGUGCAGAUCGCGCCGCACUGACUUUACUAUUUUUAACAGAAAAACUGAAGAUUAAAACCCCUUAUGAAAGGCAUUACCUUCUUUUAAAUAUGAUGACAUCUGUUUUUAUAAAAAUACGUGCUCUUUGUGAUAAUGAAUUUCAACAUUUAUCCGAGAGAGAGAGGAUAUAUCAAUAUAGUACUCCAAAAGUUCAUCGACUAUUGCAAAUUUUAAAAAUUUACACUCCUUUUUAUACCAAAGAGGCUAGUACUCCAGAGAAAAAGACAAGCGCUGAUCAUGUAUUUAAUUCAAAGAAUUGUAUCACCAGGAGUGAUAAAAAUAUCUCUUUCUCAAGAAAUCAGGAAAAAUCUGCACAAUUGAAAAAGUUUGGAAAUAAUUGGAAGUCUAACAUGGAUGACAAUUACAAAAGGACUUUCAAGUCGCAACGUUAUCCCUGUAACAAUACAGAUCCUGAUCUGCUCUGUGGAGUAAUUUUUGUUGACAGAGGAUUUACAGCUAAAGUUUUAUUUUAUCUAUUAAGCGAAAUAUGCAAACAUGACGAAGAUUUGCAUUUUUUAUCACCUCUCUAUACAGUUGAAAGAAACACCGAUGACAUUGGUUACUCAAGAGAUUUGGAAAUGGAACAUAGAAAACAGGAAGAAGUGUUAAAGCGAUUUAGAAUUCACGAAUGCAACUUGUUAAUUGCAACUUCAAUUUUGGAGGAAGGCAUCGAUAUUCCAAAAUGCAAUUUUGUGAUGAGAUAUGACUUUCCAAAGAAUUAUCAGUCUUAUAUACAAUGCAAAAGUAGAGCAAGAGCCAUAGAUGCCUUGCAUGUAUUAUUGGUAUCACAAGAAGCAUCUAAAGAAUUUAUAUGGCAAUUAGCUCAGUAUCAAUAUAUAGAAAAGACUUUAUUAUUAAAAUGUUCUAAUAAAGAGCUAACUGAGGAAGAAGAAAAUGAAGCAGACAUAUAUGCUACGAUGAUACCACAUUAUAAACCGCUUGAUGGCGAUGAUACUCCUAAAGUAACUUUUAAUUCUGCCAUUUCAUUAGUCAAUAGGUAUUGUGCAAAAUUACCAAGUGAUACUUUCACGAGAUUAACACCAGAGUGGUCUAUCAAAACCGUGGAUGUUCAGGAUACAAGGAUGUACAUUUGUUUCCUGCGACUUCCCAUAAAUUCACCGUUGAAAUAUGUAGUUACGUCGUAUCCGAUGCCGAAUAGAGCGAUGGCCAGACGUAUGGCUGCUUUGCAAAUGUGCAUCGAUUUACAUCGAGAAAAUGAGAUAGAUGAUAAUUUGUUACCUAUUGGAAAGGAAAAUUUUAAAGCCAAACCUGAAGAUGCGGAAGUACCUGCCUUGCCAGAUGAAAGCAGAGCUGACUUUUCAGAAGCUAGGCCGGGGACAACAAAACGGAGACAAUAUUAUUAUAAAAAAACUGCCGAAGCAUUAACGGAUUGUCGGCCAAUAGUAGGAGUACCAUCUUACUUGUAUCAUAUUAAUAUGAUAUUAAGUUGUCCUUUACCCGAGGAACAAAAUACGCGAGGCAGACGUAUUUAUCCUCCUGAAGAAUCCGCCAUUGGAUUUGGGAUACUUACAUUAAAGGAGAUACCCAAGUUGUGUCCGUUCCCUAUUUAUACUAGAUCAGGUGAAGUUCACGUGCAAUUAAAACUUAGUAAGGAAACUGUAAUUCUCGAUGAGAUCCAGAUAAAAAGAGUCGAUACUUUUCUUAAUUAUACCUUAAAAGAUUUAUUAGAAUCUUUGUAGAAUAUAAUUAUUAAAUUUAAUUUUUUAGUUACAACAUCAGAAGGAUCAGAUGUUAGAGUAGAUUGGAAUUUUUUGGAAUGCAUUUAUCAGAAUCGAAAUGCAGUGCCAACUAAAGUUCCGGAAGAAGAUAGGAAAAAUUUCAAAUUUGAUCCAUCUAAAUAUUACGAUGCUGUAAUCAUGCCAUGGUAUAGAAGUCAAGACCAACCACAGUACUUCUAUGUAGCAGAAAUAUGCACAAACUUAAAUCCAAAGUCUUCUUUUCCCGGACAUGAUUAUAGCACUUUCGAAGAAUAUUAUUAAAAAUAUGGUAUACAAAUACAAAAUCUGGAACAAUCGUUGUUAGAUGUCGAUCAUACAUCAGCUAGAUUAAACUUUUUAACUCCUAGAUAUGUGAAUCGUAAAGGUGUCGCGUUGCCUACAAGUAGUGAAGAAACGAAACGUGCAAAAAGAGAAAAUUUAGAACAGAAGCAGAUCCUUGUUGCUGAAUUGUGCGCUAUUCAUCCCUUUCCAGCCUCUUUAUGGAGACAAGCAGUCUGCUUACCUUGCAUAUUGUACAGAAUUAAUGCUUUAUUGCUCGCUAAUCAGAUACGGUGUCAAGUUGCACACAUGAUAAAUUUGGGACAGCAAGAUCUCAAUUCAGAUUUCGAAUGGCCAGCGUUAGAUUUUGGAUGGAGUUUGGCCGAGGUAUUGAAAAGAUCGAAGGAAACGGAAAAAACAAAACAGAAUAAAAAUGAAAAUGCACAGGACAAUUCAUCUUUGGACAAUAUGAAUGCCAGUAAGUGUCAGAAUAUUACAUCUAAUCGAGACACGAAUAAUAAACAGUACACAUCGUGCGACGAAAUUGAAAUACAACAAAUACAAUUGGAAUCCGAUGAUGCACAUGGAGCCGGUGAAGCGGAAGAAGGGAUUACCGAUGAGCAAAAGGAUGACGAGCUGGAGAUUGGUACUUGGUCAAACGAUAUGGCAUGGUCAAACGAAAUGACGAUAAAUUGUGCGGAUUAUGACGCGGACGACCUGAAAUCGUUUCCUCUAAAUGUAACGGUCUUACCGCAAGACUUUGGUUGGAACGACAUUCGAUACGGUUCACCAACGUACGAAUCCGAUUUCGAUGGUUAUGAGUCGGAUGAUAUAUACAGUGACGGAUUUAUCGACACAUCUGACGAAAGUGAGGAUGAAAGUAGAGGCCUGAAGAUUUCUUACAUGGGAGAAAAUGUCGCCGAAGCUGUGGAGGACGAAAAACAGAUAUGUAAGCAAGAAAUCAACAAAAAAAUUUUGGAUCUUUUGGAAACGGAAAAAAAUUUUGAUAACAAUUGCUGGAUGUACGCGGAAAAGGACGAAGAGUCAUUACUCGCGAAACACAAGGAAGCACAUUAUGAGUUUGCUAAGAAAAAGGAGCACGAUAUAAUGACCGACGGUACUUUCAUACCUUGCACUUCUGACAUUACGAUUAAAAGAAAAAAUUCGUCAAGUUGCCAAACCGAAAGCGAUAAACCGAAUUAUAAAUAUAAAGAUUACAUAGAGAGUGUAGUAAAAAGAUUUACCACGGAAAUAUUAAAUAGAAAGAUCACCGAGUCUACUCGAAUGGCAAAAAAAGAGAUAAAUAAGGCAAGUGAAAGAAAUUAUUUAAAUAACGGUCUUUUUAGUUUCGAUUAUCAACCAGAAUUAAAAGGCCAUCCAGGACCAAGUCCUAGUCUGAUUUUGCAGGCUCUAACAAUGUCUAAUGCGAAUGACGGUAUUAACUUGGAGCGGUUGGAGACGAUUGGCGAUUCGUUUCUCAAGUACGCUAUAACUACGUAUUUAUAUUGUACAUAUGAUAAUAUUCACGAAGGAAAGCUCAGUCACUUGAGAUCAAAACAGGUCAGCAAUCUAAAUCUUUAUAGACUCGGUAGACAAAAAAUGCUCGGUGAGAGCAUGAUAGCAACCAAGUUUGAACCACAUGACAAUUGGCUGCCUCCUUGUUACUACGUUCCCAAAGAACUCGAGCAAGCGUUGAUCGAAUCCGGUGUUCCUUCCGCUCUAUGGAAUCAAGCUGAUAUUCCUACCUUGCAAGCUGUGAAUCCUACCGAAAUAAUACAACUCGUUAAAGAGACUGAGGAAAAACUUGUGAUUAUGAAAAGCGAAUUGGAUAAAAACGAAAGUAAAUUGUCGAACAAUUUAGAUAAUUUGCGAUGCUUCAUCCCUUAUAAUUUAAUUACGCAGCACAGUAUCCCAGACAAAAGUAUCGCGGAUUGCGUAGAAGCUUUGAUAGGAGCAUAUUUAAUCGCAUGUGGACCUCGUGGAGCACUUCUUUUUAUGACUUGGUUAGGUAUUCAUGUUUUACCUACCGAAGAGAUUUGCGUGAUAAGCGAAAAUGAACCGGAGGAACGGAUACCAGGUAGCACACCGUAUGUAAAGGGAAUUAAUGAAUAUAGCGAAACUACCUGGACACAAAUUCGUUACGGAAAGUUGGAAGAGCCACUAAACCCAUUACUCCGUUACAUUCCUGAUCCAGAGAGUGAAUUAUAUAUGAUGCUCGACGGAUACGAAGAAUUAGAAAAAAGUAUAGGAUAUAAAUUUCGUGACAGUAGUUAUCUUUUACAAGCAUUUACGCAUGCCUCUUAUCAACCCAAUAGAUUAACGGAUUGUUAUCAACGUUUGGAAUUUCUUGGCGAUGCUGUAUUAGAUUAUUUAAUAACCAGACAUUUGUAUGAAGAUUCCCGGCAACAUUCGCCAGGUGCUUUAACAGAUUUAAGAUCCGCUUUAGUGAAUAAUACAAUAUUCGCUUCUUUAGCGGUGAGAUGCGGUUUUCAUAAAUAUUUCCGUCAUCUUUCUCCCGGGCUAAGCGUGGUAAUAAAUCGCUUCGUCAGAAUACAGGAAGAGAAUGGACAUUCCAUCAGUGAGGAGUACUACUUGAUUGGCGAAGAGAAAUGUGAGGAAGCUGAAGACGUAGAAGUUCCAAAGGCAUUGGGCGACGUUUUCGAGUCAUUAGCCGGUGCAAUUUAUUUGGAUAGCGGAAUGUCCCUCGAUGCAGUAUGGAGCGUUUAUUAUACAAUAAUGAAGUCAGAAAUUGAACAGUUCAGCACAAACGUUCCCAAAUCUCCAAUUCGCGAAUUAUUAGAAUUAGAACCUGAAACAGCAAAAUUCGGUAGGCCUGAGAAACUGGCUGAUGGUCGUAGAGUUCGGGUAACCGUAGAUGUGUUUGGUAAAGGUUCAUUUAAAGGAAUCGGGCGGAAUUACAGAAUUGCGAAAUGUACGGCAGCUAAAUGCGCUUUAAAGAAAUUAAAAAGCAAAGUACAGAACUAUCCGAAACAAAAGCUAUGACGAAACUUGUAAUUAUUAAAAGAAAAGAAUAUACAAUAAAUUGUUUAUUUUCAAGAAA
Molecule: messenger RNA, 5413 nt
Organism: Pogonomyrmex barbatus (red harvester ant)
Lineage: Eukaryota; Metazoa; Arthropoda; Insecta; Hymenoptera; Formicidae
Gene: Dcr-1
Product: Endoribonuclease Dcr-1
Biological process (GO): apoptotic DNA fragmentation; siRNA processing; pre-miRNA processing
Cellular component (GO): nucleus; RISC-loading complex; cytoplasm
Molecular function (GO): deoxyribonuclease I activity; ribonuclease III activity; RNA binding
Source: RefSeq, a predicted model, not a curated record